Molecule: messenger RNA, 2483 nt
Organism: Nannospalax galili (Upper Galilee mountains blind mole rat)
Lineage: Eukaryota; Metazoa; Chordata; Mammalia; Rodentia; Spalacidae
Gene: Pth2r
Product: parathyroid hormone 2 receptor
Exons: 13
Coding region: 17-1657 (546 amino acids)
Biological process (GO): cell surface receptor signaling pathway; adenylate cyclase-modulating G protein-coupled receptor signaling pathway
Cellular component (GO): plasma membrane
Molecular function (GO): G protein-coupled peptide receptor activity; peptide hormone binding; parathyroid hormone receptor activity
Source: RefSeq, a predicted model, not a curated record
CUCCGGCUGUUCUGGCAUGACUGGGCUGGAGACGUCACCCUACGUCCGCGGGUGGCUGAUUCUCGGCAGCUGUCUCCUGGUCCGAGCACAGCUGGAUUCUGAUGGCACCAUUACUAUCGAGGAGCAGAUUGUCCUUGUUAUGAAGGCUAAAGUGCAAUGUGAACUCAACAUCACAGCUCAGCUCCAAGAAGGAGAAGGCAAUUGCCUCCCAGAAUGGGAUGGACUCAUAUGUUGGCCUAGAGGAACAGUGGGGAAGAUGUCAGCUGUCCCAUGCCCUCCUUACAUUUAUGACUUCAACCAUAAAGGGGUUGCUUUCCGACACUGUACCCCCAACGGAACAUGGGAUUUUAUUCACAGCUCGAAUAAAACAUGGGCUAAUUAUUCAGACUGCUUUCUGCAGCCAGAUAUCAGCACUGGAAAGCAAGAGUUCUUUGAAAGCCUGUAUGUCCUGUACACUGUUGGCUACUCCGUCUCUUUUGGCUCCCUGGCUGUGGCUAUUCUCAUCAUUGGCUACUUCAGACGACUACAUUGCACUAGGAACUAUAUCCACCUGCACUUAUUUGUGUCUUUUAUGCUGAGAGCUGUAAGCAUCUUUGUCAAGGACAGGGUGGCGCAGGCUCACCUUGGAAUAGAGGCACUGCAGUCUUUGGCAAUGCAGGAUGACCUGCAAAAUCCCAUCGGAGGACCUCCAGCAGACAAGUCACAGUAUGUCGGGUGCAAGAUUGCUGUUGUGAUGUUUAUUUAUUUCUUGGCUACAAACUAUUAUUGGAUCCUGGUGGAAGGUCUCUACCUGCAUAACUUAAUCUUUGUGUCUUUCUUUUCGGACACCAAAUACCUGUGGGGCUUCAUCUUGGUAGGCUGGGGAUUUCCAGUGGCAUUUGUUGUGGCCUGGGCAGUGGCACGAGCCACUUUGUCUGAUACCAGAUGCUGGGAACUUAGUGACGGAGACAGAUGGAUUUACCAAGCUCCAAUCUUAGCAGCUAUCGGGCUGAAUUUUAUUCUGUUCCUGAAUACAGUUAGAGUUCUCGCUACCAAAAUUUGGGAGACCAAUGCUGUUGGGCAUGACAUGAGAAAGCAGUACAGGAAACUGGCCAAGUCCACGCUGGUCCUGGUGCUGGUGUUCGGUGUUCACUACAUCGUGUUCAUCUGCCAGCCACACUCCUUCACGGGGCUCUGGUGGAAGGUCCGCAUGCACUGCGAGCUCUUCUUCAACUCCUUCCAGGGUUUCUUCGUGUCUAUCAUUUACUGCUACUGCAAUGGGGAGGUUCAGGCUGAGGUGAAAAAGAUGUGGAAUCGGUGGAAUCUGUCUGUCGACUGGAAAAGGACGCCACCUUGUGGAAGCCACAGGUACGGCUCGGUGCUCACCACUGUGACUCACAGCACCAGCAGCCAGUCCCAGAUGGGGGCCAGCGCUCGCCUGGUGCUCAUUUCUGGCAAACCUACCAAGACUGUCAGCAGACAGCUCGAUAGCCAUGUGACGCUGCCUGGCUAUGUCUGGAGUAGCUCAGAGCAGGACUGCCAACAACACUCCACCCACGAGGAGACCAAAGACGGUCACGGGAGGCAGGAACACAGUACUCCAGUGGAGGAGUCUUCCAAGCCAGUGGAAUUUACCCUAGACACUGAAGGAGGCAAAGGAGAACCUCAGCACACCUGAGCCGCUGUUUGUGGCGCCAGUGGAUUGGUGGAUCUGACUGUAUGAGAGGAGUGUGGGUGACCCUAAACCGAAGACUAGAAUUCCUGGAUAAGGCAUUACCGUGCUCAGUUUCCAUGAACUGGCUCAUAUAAAUAUUAAGACACAAAAGGCGUGUCAAUGGUGUGGCUUAUUAACUUAUUUUGGCAUAACAUUUUUCUCCAAAUUGACAUUUUCUCUGUGAUUAUCAUCAUCAUCAUCACCACCACCACCACCAUCAUCAUCAUUUUGCUUCUUUUGGCUAGAAAAAUUUUCAACUGCUUAACUCUAAUAAAUACCAACCUAAAUAUAAUAGAGUUUAUUUAGUUUGUAGUAUCUUCCUUUCAUGAAAUUACUACUCUUCACUGGCCUCAUUUUAAUGAACUUCUGUUGUAUUAAUUUUGCCUGUGGAUUGAGCAACUGGCGUUUGAAAAAUGUACACUGAAAGAUUAGAGAGCUAAGACAAGUACGUAGUGGGAAAACAAUUGACUGGACACUAAUACAGGUAAUACAUUUCUGAAUGUUAUGAUUGAUUCCAGGAGCAAAGAAAAUUGUUCUAAAAGGAUGUUUCUCAUAUUCCUCCUUUUGAAGUUCUUUUGUGACCAGUUAAACCCCAGCUCUUUACUCCUCUUCCUUUGUAAAUGUGUCAAAAAUUUUCUUUGUCAGUGACCUUGUGUCUGCAAGCUGAUUCUGUGGGUAAUCAUUUAUACUGGAAUGAAACCACACUGCAUCUGUUUUUUCCUUUGUUUUAUUGUUUAUCCUAUUACAGAUGAUAUGUGGAGUAAAUUAAAAGUUUGUUUUAAAAAUACAU